GUUGCUGUAACUGCGACUCUAGCGAAAUUUUAAAUUCUCCGGAAUGACAUAACAUGUCGAAAAGUCGGUCAUGCCAUCUUGGAGAUCAGUGUGCACAAAUAACAAGACGUCGUACAAUUUUUGGUGAUGUGAAGGAAUCUAACAUAGUGUUUUGUGUUGACACCUCUGGAAGUAUUCAUAAACUGUGGGAUCAAAUUUCUUCUCAGAUAAUAGAACAUCUGUGCAAGAUAGCUAUACAUGAUAAGAAGUCCACAUUCAAUGUUAUAACGUUCGGUGACAAUGUGAAACGUUUCCGCGCUAAGCUUGUGCCAGUAAAUUACAAGAACAUAGAAGAACUUAACAAGUGGUUACGGAAUGUAAUUUUCGGAACUAACAGCUAUAUAUCCCCUGCACUAUUGUCUUCCUACUCAUAUGUGGAAGCUGAGUGUGUACUACUGGUUACGGAUGGUUUGUUAACAAAAGAGCUUUAUGAUACAAGAAAAUUAUCCUCAGUUUGCAAUUCACGUCCGUUGUACCUGACUCUUUUGAUAAACAAUGUGAAACCAGAUAAUGCAAGUCUCGAGCUGGCCUCAAAGUUGAUAGCAAUGACUUGUUGUCCAAAGAGUAGACUUAACGUGAUAAUGGUGGCUUUCAGUGGAUGCUUUGUUCAGUUGUCACCACUCGAAUGGUGUGUUAAAGUUCCUUCAAAGCUGUAUGGUUGUCCCAAUCUAUGCUACAAAUACAUACUUGACAACCUGAACAAAUAUAAGGAGAUGAGAGAAGCUGGGGGUUCAGUUGAGGAAUUAGAAGUACGUAAACCUCUGGCACAUAGAGACUCAGAAGAAAGAAUACUACAAGUGAAGAAAAUGCCUACUGAUCAUCUUCAAACCCAAGAACAACAAGUACAAACAAGUUCAUUGCUUGAAAUUAACCAUUCACAGACUCAAACAGUUUCUGAAACCUCAGAAGAAGUGAAUACAACAGAUCCAUCAUCAGUGAAUAACAGUUGUAAUGGAAAUCAUUUUCAACACUGUUAUAAACGUGGGCAUAGUUCAUGUUUCAUGUGUUCUCAGUGUUCUCCAAAAUAUUCUAGUGAUAGAUUUAAGCAAAGCAGAUAUCGAGCUGCAAGAUCUUUUAUGAAUGGUCGGGAUCAACUUGACUGGUGGGCUGAUGAUAUUCGAAUAGCACCUUCAGCUGGCGCUUUACUUUUAGGUCAUAUUGUAUUGGCUCCAAAGUAUAAUGAUGGUAAUCGAAUAUAUAUGGCUACUGUACUUUCUCAGGUGGAUUACUGCACAUUUAUUAUUUGCUUUGAAGAUCCUGAUUCAGAGAUAAAACAUCGUGAAAACUUUCAAGAAAUUCACGUGCAUGAAUUAAUAUCCUAUUUAGAUUUUCAUCGUCAUCCAAUUCACCCUGGAGAUUUUGUUCUUGUGCCUCAGUCUGCAGUUGUUCCGAUUGGUCAGUGUUGUAAACAUCCUAUGGAUAAACACUUUCUAGUUCCUUUUCAACUUGGCAAAGUCCUAUCUGGUUUUGAAUCACGUUCAUCUUGUAGAAAAGCUUUCACUGUGUCCGAUAUACCUUUAGAAGUAGAGUUUAUUCGACAGGAUAAUAAUGCAGAAGUAGCAAGCAAACGUUUUAAAAUCCCGCUAAAUACAGCACUAUGGAUACCACAUGAACUUGUAGUUAAAAAAUUGUUAUCCAAUAAAACUCAAUGUCAAGUAACUCCUUCUACCGGAGAAUCCCCUUCUGGUGUAUACAUGAGUACUUGUAGCACUUCUCCUGCUGAUAUUACUUCAUCACAACCUGGAUUAUCAAAAGAACAGAAAAGUGAAGCUUUAGAGGUAAAAGAUGCACAAGGAUUAUCGUCUGGAUACUUAAAUAGUCGACAAGAAUGUUAUACUGAUGAUAUCAAAUCAAACAAAAGCCUACUACAACGUCCAUUCUGUCAAUUAGCUCCAUUCUCUGUCGGAGGUGUUAUCAGUGAUGAUAACACCUUCAAAAAUAAAGGAUUACAGUAUGCUUAUACAAAAGACGAGAUAGAACGGAUGAAAAGUGAAUUUAUCGAUUCAGAUUAUGCUUCAAGCAUAGAUGAAAUUGGAAGUGCUGGUAACCAGCAAAAAAAGAAACUAUCGAAAUCAGAAUCGAAUAUCAUUUCAAAGGCGUUUUAUGACUUUCAUUCAGAUUGUGCUAAUCAAUUUAUAGAAAGAAAAAGCUAUGAAAGUGAAAAUAUUUAUCGUCCUACAAAUGAUGAAGCACGCAGAAUAUACAACCAAAUGAAAGACGUUUCAACUAGCGUGGAUGCAGAAUUACAACAUGGAAAAAUGCAUAUUAAGUGGGUAAAACAGCGAAAUAAGCAAUCCAAUCGUCCUGAAUGGCGUUAUUGGGGUACAAAGCCUAUACCCCAGUUGAUUGGCCCGCCGAUAUUUGAACCUUUUAAAGAUGCUAUUACAUGGGGACGAUCGGAUCGUUUGACAGCUACAGGUAAUAUUCCGAGGCCGGAGAUUCGUUUCACUAAGUUUUCCAAUAUACCCGAACCAAUUGAUCACUAUGAUUCAAGGAAUGUCCAGUUGUGUUUAAAAGACUCUACACUCUCUCACAAGUCUAGCUUGAAUAAAAAAUACUCAAGUUACAGCAAUAAAUCGGGAAGCGGGGCUGGAGAAGGAAGGGAAAAGGGAGGAGGGGAACGUUGACAAACAAUCGUAACAGCAGGAGUGUUGUAUAAUUUUGUUUUUGCUUAGUUAUAUAUUCAACCAUCCACGAUCAUGAUUUUGUAUAUUCUCCAGUAAUUGUUGUUUAUCUCACAGGUACAAUAGAAAACAAAGAAAAUAUUCCAGGGUAAACUUUCUUGAACCUUCUUAGACUUCGUUAGAAAAAAAAGAAGUUAUUUACAUAUUAACAGACUUUUACUACGACUAAUAAUAAUAAUAAUAACUUUAGCGAUUAACCUUUGAAAUUUCUUUUAGACUGGAAGAUAAUCGAUUUUUUUUAGACAGAAAUAUGAAAAUUGCAGACACAUUUUAUCUAGCCUUUUUACCUAUUCCAUCUUUUAUCUUUGUUCUCAUUUAAAUAAGCCUGUUAAAAAUAUAAUAUUAUAUACUCUGUUCU
Molecule: messenger RNA, 3081 nt
Organism: Trichobilharzia regenti
Lineage: Eukaryota; Metazoa; Platyhelminthes; Trematoda; Strigeidida; Schistosomatidae
Source: the annotation of a GenBank genome assembly